CAUCAAUACAACAAUGUAAUCCGAGGUGUUUCCUAGCACCCGCUUCGGAGAUAGUGACAUGGGGCAAGACGAUGGAAAACUCGUGGACAAGAUCCAGUGUUUGACGGAUAUCGAACUCGCCGUCUUGCUUUGUCUUGUCACGGAGCAGCACUGCGUUAUUGAAGCGGAUGGGGCGGAGCUGGAUAGGGUGGAGAGGGAGUUGGAGCUGAUAGCCUCCUCAACAUUCGGUCUCACAUGCAUAUUCCUGGACUGCAACCCCUCGACGACUCUAGACGACUUCGGCAACGGCAUCCUCAUCGACCAUGAUGGAGACGACUACUACUCCAUUUCACCAACCGAAAAACCUAACAACAAUCACACAUCCACGGCUCGAGCAACUGAGAAACGUCCAUCGGGCAACGAGCCAGAACUCCAUGCCGGACUGGACCACAAGAAGAUUGCGAAUCUUGUCGUGGCGAAGAACCUGAACACUGCGGAUAACGAGGUCCAGGUCCAGGCUUUGGAGCUCAUAAGGAACAAACGCAACUUCACCCGUACAGCCGUCCACGCGGCGCCAAAGCCGUUUAUUUUCGUAGCAUUGCAGGCUACAGGAUCGCAACGGCUGAGUACGCAUUUGAACGACCACCUCUUCAUCUCCCACACGCACCUCCCCGAAGACGGCCUCCCCAAUCUAUACGACCUAGAAACUCGCCAAGGCCAACAACACCCCACCGGUACCCAUACCAACCACAACAACCAAGAAGAAGAAGAAGACAUUCAUCCCAGCGCCUCUACCUCCUCCAUCAUCAAGACGCUUUUACCAAACUCAAACUCAAACUCCAAAUCAGAAACCUCAUCGAAGAAGCCAAAAACGCACAACCCCAUCUUCUCCCCGGACGAAAUCAAAUACCUCGCCCAGCUCACUUCCGAAGUGACCAUGACGUCCGAGGUGCGUGCUUACUUGCACAACGUCGUCGUCUUCAUGCGGUUGCAUCGCGCCGUGGGUGGGGGGGUGUCGGCGCUGGCGACGAGGCAUUUUGAGGUGUUGAGUCGAGCCCUCGCCCCCCUCCACUCACUACCCUACACCACACCCGCCCUCGUCGCGCUCGCCGCCCGCAAGAUCUACACCCAUCGCAUCGUCAUCACGCCUCCGGAGCGGGAACGCAGUUUGCAGUGGGGCAGUUCGUUGGAGGCCGUCAAGGCGGUGCUGGAGGGCGUCACGCCGAGGGAUGUGGUCGAGGAGGUGCUUGAGAGUGUGGAGGUGCCUCUUUGAGGGGUUGUUAAUGUUAAAGUGGGGAUCGGGAUCGCGAUCGGGAUUGGACUGGGGUUGGGUUGCGUUGGAGGUUGGAGGUUGUAGGGUUUUGCCAUGAAGUCCAUACCCAUAUCAGACUGCGUGCGCGCUACGAUCAUCAAGGUGUUCCACUACUUGUUUCCUAAUCCCACAUUACUAUAGAAAUAUUUGUAGGUUGUAUCGUUGCCAUAAAGGCCGUACCCGGGUCCCAGACCGACUGGGUGAAGCGCGAC
This is a messenger RNA of Westerdykella ornata, 1503 nucleotides long. RefSeq lists its product as uncharacterized. Bases 59 to 1252 code for a protein of 397 amino acids. The record is from RefSeq and is a predicted model, not a curated record. NCBI's taxonomy places the organism in Eukaryota, Fungi, Ascomycota, Dothideomycetes, Pleosporales, Sporormiaceae. The transcript is spliced from 6 exons.